Molecule: messenger RNA, 2207 nt
Organism: Anguilla anguilla (European eel)
Lineage: Eukaryota; Metazoa; Chordata; Actinopteri; Anguilliformes; Anguillidae
Product: homeodomain-interacting protein kinase 4-like
Exons: 5
Coding region: 87-1613 (508 amino acids)
Biological process (GO): peptidyl-threonine phosphorylation; peptidyl-serine phosphorylation
Cellular component (GO): cytoplasm; nucleus
Molecular function (GO): protein tyrosine kinase activity; ATP binding; protein serine/threonine kinase activity
Source: RefSeq, a predicted model, not a curated record
AUUUCACAUCAAACAGGUAAAGUCAGUUCUUUGCCAUACUAAGGUUGUACAACGUCUUACGUAUUCAGCGAAAGGACCAGUUCAAAAUGAUUCUAUCUUCUGAAAUCGAAAUAUACGAGUUCGUAGAGGAAUUAGGCCAUGGGAUGUUCAGCGAUGUCGCGAGUUUCCGGCGAAAAAGCGACCGGAAAAUCGUGGCGGUGAAGCGAAUGUCCCGUGUACACUGUCUGAUGGGCAUCCGUGAAGCACGGCUACUCGCUGCUCUCACGGGCAAGAACGCGUGCAACCACCACAUUGUCCGCUUCUACGAAGGUUUUGCGGACCGUUAUUAUUUUUACAUUGUGGAAGAGGCAAUGGAAAUGAGCCUGACUGACUAUCAGAAGGCGAACGCGCUGAAAAGGUUCAGAGUCUGCGACAUCCGGACGGUUGUUCUGCAGGUGCUCGUAGCGCUGGCCAAACUGAAGGAGAUGGGCAUCGUUCACGCUGACAUCAAGCAGGAGAACAUCAUGCUGGUUAACCAGCGCUUUCAGCCCUUCAGAGUGAAGCUGGUUGACUUUGGCUCCUCCAUGACCGCCAACGAGCUGGCUGCAAUGUGGACGCCAUACAUUCAGCCCAGAUUUAUCAGAGCUCCCGAGGUCCUACUGGCCUGUCCGUGCACCGCGAAGAUCGACAUGUGGUCUCUGGGCUGCGUGAUGGGGGAAAUGGCCCUGGGUCGUAUGGUGUUCCCCUCGCUGUGUGACCUGGAGCUGGCCCACAGCAUCUUUGGCACCCGGGGGUUGCCCUCUCCCGCAAUGUUAAAAUCGGGCAUCAAGACAAAGAUGUUUUUCGACUGGGUGGAGACUGGUACGGGGGCACGUUUCUGGCUGCUGAAACCGUACAAAGGCAGGGAACUGCUCACAGGGACGCAGAGCUUGAGGAGGCACGCGCCAGCCAACCUGGACCUUCUGCAAGCCAUGGAACAGCUGGAACAUGGCUCAGCGGACUGCGACUACGCAGAGUUGGCUGACCGCAGGAGCCUGGUGGACCUGCUCGACCGGAUGCUGACUCUCGAGCCAGAGCAGAGGGUCUGCCCCGACCAGGCCCUGCGGCACCCUUUCCUGACCCUGAAGCACCUCAGCGGGCGCGGAAAGUACCGCGCAUUCUACGCGCUGCAGGCGUACAGGGAGGCGGGCGUGUGUCCGCCCCAGGAGCGCUCAUCGAAUCACGAGGACUCCUCUGAGGAGAGCGACCCUGAGGUCCCAAGGAGGAAGAGGCGCUCCGUGGGACGUUCGCUGCGCUCGUUUUUCUCGCGCCUAUUCUCACGCCGGCGCAAGAAGCAGCCUACGACCUCUCAGGGCAACGAGGACGCCCUGGAGGGUCCCUCGAGCUCUGCCGCCCCCGGAGGCCAGCCGGCCCAUAACCCCGUGACGACGGAGGAGGGAUGCACUGAGACUGCAGGCAGCAGUUCAGCCCCAGAGGAGUCAGAGGAGCGCACUGGGAGCAGCGGCAGCCCUCUGGACGCCCCCGAGGAGCCCCCCAAAAAGAGAGGCUUCCUGCGGUGGCUGCGGACCCGCUUCUCUACACGCCGGGGCAAGAAGUCCGUCGCCGCCCCGGGCAGCAGCAGCAGCAGCCAGUAGGGUCCCGGGGAGGCGGACGGCGCGGGAAACGCCAGGAGAUGGAGGUCAUGGGUGAGGGUAAGGAAGCUAGGAUGGCCCAGGCCUUCAGUAAGGAAUAUGGUAAGAAGGAUUGGCAAGUAAGUCCUCUUUCUGCAUCCAAGCAUCUGUCCCACACAUCUGCUCUUUGUCAUUGGUUAGUAUUAUCGGUGUUCAUGUGCGUGUGGGAGUGGGAUUCUAGGUGAGACAGAAAAUAAUUAUUUAUUUAUGAAACACUAUUCAAGCAAUUUUGCAGCAGCCUUUUACAGGGAUGGCCAACAGCCACGGGCCAUAUUCAGGAAAACUUGAGUUGUGAUCUGGGAUCUGUUUUCCCUGGUCCAUAGCCUAACCUCAUCCAUUGAUGCGGGUAAGAGGUAAAUAGGCUAAAACGUAUUUCAGACUUGGCUGCUGUAAUGAAUAUGUGCUUGGGAGUUUUUCCAGCAGGGUUACCACGGCACUGGGAUCCACAGUCCAGAGGGGUAGAGAAGGAGACGCUCCACUGAGCAUGGGCAGAAGGUGGCUGCGGAUAUACUGCCCCCUCUUUGGUGGUUGCCGUGGCAGUAAGAAGUCGGUCCCCAC